UAGUCUGCAGUUAGUCGACAACAAGUUUGAAGUGCUCGGUCAUUGUUGUGUUCAUGAUUUUGUGAUUUUUAGAGACUGUUACAAUGAAGAUUUUACUCCUGUUCGUGUUCGCGGCGUUAGCCCUCACCAAUGAUGCACUCAUUCGAAUUCCCUUAAAGAAAUUCCGUUCGAUCAGACGUGAGCUCACAGACUCAGGGAAGAGACCAGAGGAGCUCCGGGCCGACAAGCACUCCCUUAAGUACAACUUUGGCUUCCCCGCCAGUAACACACCCACUCCAGAAACCCUGAUGAACUACCUUGACGCCCAGUAUUACGGUGAGAUCGGCCUGGGGACUCCUCCUCAGCCCUUCACUGUGGUGUUUGACACCGGCUCCUCCAACCUGUGGGUGCCCUCCGUUCACUGCUCCCUCUUAGAUAUCGCAUGCUUGCUCCACCACAAAUAUAAUUCUGCAAAUUCCAACACAUACGUGAAGAACGGCACCGCCUUCGCCAUCCAGUAUGGAAGCGGCAGUUUGUCGGGCUACCUCAGCCAGGACACGUGCACAAUUGGAGACAUAUCGGUGGAGAAGCAGGUGUUCGGUGAAGCCAUCAAGCAGCCCGGCGUCACCUUCAUCGCAGCCAAGUUUGACGGGAUCCUUGGCAUGGCGUACCCACGCAUCUCUGUCGACGGCGUGGCUCCAGUCUUUGACAACAUCAUGAGCCAGAAGAAGGUGGAGCAGAACGUCUUCUCCUUCUACCUGAACAGGAACCCGGACACGCAGCCCGGCGGUGAGCUGCUGCUCGGAGGAACAGACCCCAAAUACUACAGCGGGGAGUUCAACUACGUCAAAGUGACCCGUCAGGCCUACUGGCAGAUCCACAUGGACGGGAUGUCCGUGGGCAGCCAGCUGGCUCUGUGUAAGAGCGGCUGUGAGGCCAUUGUGGACAGCGGGACGUCUCUGAUCACUGGACCCGCCACUGAGGUCAAGGCCCUGCAGAAGGCCAUCGGAGCCACGCCACUCAUCCAGGGAGAGUACAUGGUGAGCUGUGACAAGGUCCCAACGCUGCCCGUCAUCACCUUCAACCUCGGCGGCCAGGAGUACUCUCUGACUGGAGAGCAGUACAUCCUCAAGGUAACUCAGGCUGGAAAGACCAUGUGUCUGAGUGGCUUCAUGGGUCUGGACAUCCCGCCACCCGCCGGGCCCCUGUGGAUCCUGGGAGACGUGUUCAUCGGUCAGUACUACACCGUCUUCGACCGGGACAACAACAGAGUGGGCUUCGCCAAGUCCAAGUGAGCACAUUGUGCACUAAAGCUACAAAAAAAAAAAUCCAGGAGACAACAAAUCUGAGCUGCACACGUUUUCUGUUGCUUUGCAAUCGAACAAUAUUUAGCAAUAGAUUUUGUGUAGAGCCUAAAUGCACUGAUCUGAGUAAUUUGUGAGAUUUCCAGCAGAGUGUGAGACAGAGUGGGUUUGAACGGUUGUGUGAGGGGUGUUUGUGAUCAGCUGAUUGUACCGGUACUGCCCUUUUUAAACAUCAAGUGAUCUGUUUGGGUUUUUUCAAUCAGGGAUUUGUUUUAAAGAGAACACUUAAUUUGAAUUUCAGGAGGAAGUUGUUCCUUUGCUACUGACUUUGACAUGUAUCUUAAUGUGAUUGGCCUGAAAAAAUAAAAUAAAGUUUUUAAAAGUA
Messenger RNA from Centropristis striata (black sea bass), 1668 nucleotides. It is a transcript of the gene ctsd, whose product is annotated as cathepsin D. The record is from RefSeq and is a predicted model, not a curated record. The coding region runs from base 84 to 1274 and encodes 396 amino acids. The transcript has 9 exons. Gene Ontology annotation, cellular component: lysosome. Gene Ontology annotation, biological process: proteolysis. Gene Ontology annotation, molecular function: aspartic-type endopeptidase activity. NCBI's taxonomy places the organism in Eukaryota, Metazoa, Chordata, Actinopteri, Perciformes, Serranidae.